UCAGGCUAUCAUUAGGAUAUCUAAACUGCUUCUUAUUGUCCUUAUUUGGAUGUUGCUCAAAGCUUGCUUUGCCAUUUUCUGAAUUUCAGUGUUGUUAGAGAAGAAGUUAACAUAACAAAAUGAUCGUGCUUUGGUUGUUUUGUACUAGUUCCCUAACAGUAGUUUGUUUUUCUAAAGCUUGUGUAAACAAAUCCUGGAGAUUGUUUUGUUUAUUCUUAUUAUCCUGUUCUCUUAGUAUCAGAAUAGUAUCCUUCUUUAUAUCAACUAAACCUUGACCAUCUCUAUAUAUACUAUCUAAUCUCCCUUUUAUGUUUUCUAUAUUGAACUUCAACUACUUCUAUAAUUUUCUUAGAUGGGAAUUUAUCAGCUUUCCCUUUUCUCAUUACAGGUUCUUUGUUCCAACACUUCUUCAUCACAGUCGUCCCCGAUUUGCUCAUUACAAAUAAUUAUGUCAGGUGUUCCACAAUCACAUGCUUCUUCUCAAGCUUCUCGAGGAACCAAAAGAAAAUGGGUUCCAGAAGAAGAUGCAGCCUUGGUUUCUUGCAUGGUGGACUUGCACAAUGUUGGAACAUUUAAUGCUGAUACCGGGUUCAAAGCCGGUUAUUUGAACGAGUUGGAAAAAAUGCUAGAAAAGGCUUUACCAAAUGCAAUGUUGAAGGCGAAACCAAAUAUUGAAUCGAGGAUUAGGUUACUAAAAAGGGAAUGGUCAAUCGUCUAUGACAUGCUUAAUGGCCAAAACAAUAGCGGUUUUGGUUGGGAUGAGCAUAGGCAGCUCGUUGUUGCUGAAGAUGCAGCUUGAGACUCCUAUUUAAAGAGUCACAAAGAAGCCGCUCAAUUCAGACAUCGUACUUUCCCUUACUACGACCAGCUUACUGCCAUAUACACAAGAGAUCGAGCGACUGGGAAAGAUGCUCAAACAGCUGCUGAUGUUUUUCAAGAAAUAAAUGUUGAGGAUGUACCUACUAUAGAUAUGAAUGAAGAGAGAAACACAUUCGAUGACUGCGAAGCUGACGUCUCUUUGGACGACAUGGAUGUUUCUGGUACGGAACCGCGAUGAGAUAGAGACCAAGGGGAUUCCUCAUCUUCAAACAAGAGAAAGAAGAAAUCUGAUGCUCGUGAUAAUAUGUAUUCUUCA
Gossypium raimondii (Peruvian cotton) is the source of this 1135-nucleotide messenger RNA. RefSeq lists its product as uncharacterized. The transcript is spliced from 3 exons. Bases 353 to 799 code for a protein of 148 amino acids. The record is from RefSeq and is a predicted model, not a curated record. NCBI's taxonomy places the organism in Eukaryota, Viridiplantae, Streptophyta, Magnoliopsida, Malvales, Malvaceae.